Acanthosepion pharaonis is the source of this 789-nucleotide messenger RNA. NCBI's taxonomy places the organism in Eukaryota, Metazoa, Mollusca, Cephalopoda, Sepiida, Sepiidae. The record is from the annotation of a GenBank genome assembly.
AUGUCUAAAUACAAAGACAAGCAGGAAGGUAAAGAACUUGACUUAAGUUUGUGUAAUUUGACUAACGUGAGUGUAAGAGACAUCGCCCUUAUACCAAAGGCCACGUCACUGAAUUUGUCCUACAACAAACUUAUAUGCCUUCCCAGCAAUUUCCCUUCGCUUACUCAGAUUAUUCGUUUGGACCUUAGCAACAACAGUCUCACCGAACUGCCACCAGAUUUCGGAUCCCUUGUCAACUUGCAGCACCUUGAUUUACUCAAUAACCAACUAAAAAUGUUACCGAUUAGUUUCGGAGAUCUUCCCAAACUCAAGUGGUUAGACGUAAAAGGUAACCCAUUGGAGCCUGCUCUUGCUGAAGCUGCUGGCGACUGUCUAAACGAGGCAGAAUGCCGACGAUGUGCCAGUGAAAUGCUGAUCUAUAUGAAACAAAUUCAGGUGGAAGUGCGCAAAAAACAACAGGAAAAUGCCCGAAAACAACAGGUUAAAGCUGCAGCCCGCGAGGCCCUAAAAAAACGCAAACAAAAAGCUGAGAAAAUGUCGCAAUCAUUUGGCGGUGAUAGUUUCAGUUUCAACGCUAAAACAAUCACAUUCGAAAAUAUUCGAAAGCUUCAAGAAGAUUUCUGUAAUGAAAGAAACUGGAAUCAAUAUCAUAGUCCUCGAAAUAUUUUAUUGGCAUUAGUUGGAGAAGUUGGUGAAUUGGCAGAGAUCUUACAAAAGAUGCAAGAUUUUGUGGAUGAUGUAAAUGACAUCUUACAAGUACCAACUGACCAAAUACCACAAACAAGUUAA